UCGGCCUCCCAGAGUGCUGGGAUGACAGGCGUGAGCCACCGCGCCCGGCCAGCACCUUGCAUCUUGGGGUAAGGAUGCCACCGACCUCAGCGCCUCCCAUAGCAAGGCCUGGUCUGGCCAAGCCGUGGAGGUGAACGCGGGCUUGAAUCUUAGCUCCAGCACAGGGUAAGUUGCUGUGUUCCACUUUGCACAUCCACAAAAUGGGAAUAAUACCCCCCUCUCAGGGCUGUCAUGAGGAUCAGAUUAAAUAAUGUCUGUGCAUAUAGAGCUCAAUACACGGAAGCUGUUGUCAUGCUAUGAGAGGAAUGCGGCGUACCCUAAGUUCCCAGUCUUUGAGCCCCUUUUGGGGCCAGCCAGCACUCAGGUGACCAAGGUUUGGGGCUGCUCUUGGCCUCUGAGAAACUGCAGGACAGUCCCUGAGCAUGGGUCUCAGCCGUCCCGCAGAGCUGCCCCUCUCCCAUGAAAGGUCACCUUCCCGGCAGCCCUGCACCCUCCCUCCCUGCCAUCAGGACAGCCCGGGAGCUGCAGGCACGGAGCUGGGGGAGGCGGCAUUGAACAAAGACCCUUUGUCUUGGCAUCGCAGUUGGCGAGGGCAGGGGCCAAGGCAGCCCGCCGCUCUGAUGCGUUUCCAAGUUUCACGGGAGAAACUCAUCAUGCUCAUGAUAGCCGAGAUUACAACACCGGCUCCUUUCAUCUCUGCGGGCUCAGCCUGCCAUGCCCACUCAGCACGGCUCUCGGCAUAUCAGGAGCCGCUGGGGUUAUGUGGAUCCCGAUAUGUCACUCCUUGGGAGCGGGCGGCAGGUGACACAGGCGAGGCCAAGGUGACCCGGCAGCACCACCAUGGCCCCGGCCAGCAUCAGGCCUCCCAGCUGCUGACGGACCCCCAGGUCUGUCACAUCCCCUGCCCCUGCCCGACCGUGCAGCUGGAAGGACGUGCCAUCUCCAUUUUACAGACGAGAAAAGUCUCGGGCUCAUCAGGGGGCUUCCAGCGUUCCCCCCUCCCAAGCUGCCUUCCCCUAGCAAGCAAUGCUCCUCACCGCGGGCAGGGGAGCAAGAGGGGACGCGGGCAGCUCUGCCGGAAGCCCAGGAGCCAGUCUGCCAGGGUGAUCUCAGAGAUGACAUCAUUGCCCGCCAUCGCCAGCCAAUCGUUAGGCCCUCAGAGGAGAUGGGGGAGGGGAAGGAACCUGGGAGGAGAGCAGGAGCCCGUGGAGUGCCCAGAGGAGGCAUGGGGGCCCCCUCCAGCCACUGCUGCCUCCUUGGCCUGUCUUCCUUCAGAAGGGGAGGAGCCCCGGCGCCAAAGAGCAUUAGAGCACUGGUGACCGGAUUGCUAAGGCAUUUUCUAAGACGUUCAGCAACAACGGGCCUGGGACAUGGCCUGUCCAGGCUGCUCUGGACGAGCCGGCAGGUGCGUGCCCACCUGGACUCAGAAUUCCCCAGUGACGCUGCAAAGGCCUGCAGUCGGUCACAACCACUCCCCCCAAUCCAGUUCAGAUUUUCAGCAGGACUGAAAACGCUCACAUUCCACAUCCAUUUGUUUGUGGGUGUAUGCAACCCAUUUUAUAAUAUUUAAUAUCUUUGAUUUA
Messenger RNA from Microcebus murinus (gray mouse lemur), 1583 nucleotides. The record is from RefSeq and is a predicted model, not a curated record. Lineage: Eukaryota; Metazoa; Chordata; Mammalia; Primates; Cheirogaleidae.